This is a messenger RNA of Trichechus manatus latirostris (Florida manatee), 6119 nucleotides long. It is a transcript of the gene NCKAP1L, whose product is annotated as NCK associated protein 1 like. NCBI's taxonomy places the organism in Eukaryota, Metazoa, Chordata, Mammalia, Sirenia, Trichechidae. The coding region runs from base 70 to 3474 and encodes 1134 amino acids. The record is from RefSeq and is a predicted model, not a curated record. Gene Ontology annotation, cellular component: SCAR complex. The transcript has 31 exons. Gene Ontology annotation, biological process: cortical actin cytoskeleton organization; cell morphogenesis; cell migration.
GCCCAAGCUGAAAGUGUCUGGGGAGAUCACGCAUUGUUGUCCGGAUGCUGCUCUCUCUUGGUGGCCAUCAUGUCUUUGACCUCUGCCUACGAGCAUAAAUUAGCAGAGAAGCUCACUAUUCUAAAUGAUCGAGGUCAGGGGGUUCUCAUCCGUAUGUAUAACAUCAAGAAGACUUGUUCAGACCCCAAAUCCAAGCCACCUUUCCUACUGGAAAAGUCCAUGGAAUCAUCUCUCAAGUAUAUCAACAAGAAAUUUCCCAACAUAGAUAUCCGAAACAGCACGCAACAUUUAGGACCAGUACAUCGGGAAAAAUCUGAGAUAAUUAGAUUCCUCACCAACUACUACCAGUCAUUUGUGGAUGUCAUGGAAUUUCGGGAUCAUGUAUAUGAACUUCUCAACACUAUUGAUGUCUGCCAGUGCCAUUUCGAUAUCAAUCUCAACUUUGACUUCACUCGAAGUUACCUGGACUUGAUUGUGACUUACACCUCAGUUGUUUUACUUCUGUCACGGAUUGAAGAUCGACGGGUACUCAUUGGCAUGUACAACUGUGCCCAUGAGAUGCUGCACGGGCAUAGUGACCCCAGUUUUGCUCGUCUGGGUCAGAUGGUCUUGGAGUAUGACCACCCUCUGAAAAAGCUGACAGAGGAGUUUUGUCCUCACACAAAGGCUGUGAGUGGGGCUCUCCUCUCUUUGUACUUCCUUUUUGUUCGAAGGAACCAGGGGGCAGAGCAGUGGCGUAGUGCUCAGCUUCUGAGUGUCAUCAGCACUCCCUCAGCCAUGAUUAACCCUGCUGGUUCAGACACAAUGGCCUGUGAGUACCUGUCCAUGGACGUGAUGGAGCGCUGGAUUAUCAUUGGGUUUCUUCUUUGCCAUGCUUGCCUCAACUCCAAUACCCAGUGUCAGAAGCUGUGGAAGCUGUGUCUGCAGGGCUCCCUGUACAUUACCCUCAUCCGGGAGGAUGUCCUGCAAGUGCACAAGGUCACCGAGGACCUGUUUAGUGGUUUGAAAGGGUAUGGCAAGCGAGUGGCUGACAUAAAGGAAAGCAAGGAAUAUGUAAUUGCAAACAGUGGCCAGUUACACUGUCAACGGCGACAAUUUCUGCGGAUGGCAGUGAAGGAGCUGGGAAGUGUGUUAACUGAUGAACCAGGACUACUGGGUCCCAAGGCCCUUUUGGCUUUCAUGGCCCUAUCCUUCAUUCGUGAUGAAGUUACCUGGCUGGUUCGCCACGCAGAAAAUGUCACCAAGACAAAGACGCCUGAGGACUAUGCUGACUCAAGCAUUGCGGAACUACUUUUCUUGUUGGAGGAGAUUAGAGCUCUUGUCCGAAGACACAUCAAAGUGAUACAGCAAUACCACCUUCAGUACUUGGCCAGAUUUGAUGCCCUUGUGCUCAGUGACAUCAUUCAGAACCUGUCAGUGUGUCCAGAGGAGGAGUCUAUCAUCAUGUCCUCGUUCGUCAGUACUCUCUCCUCUCUGAAUCUCAAACAAGUUGAUAAUGGAGAGAAAUUUGAAUUCUCUGGUUUGAGGCUGGACUGGUUCCGCCUACAGGCAUAUACCAGUGUGGCUAAGGCCCCCCUGCACCUGCAUGAAAACCCUGAUUUAGCCAAGGUGAUGAACCUCAUUGUCUUUCACUCUCAAAUGCUGGACUCAGUAGAGAAAAUGCUGGUGGAAACUUCUGACCUGUCUAUCUUCUGCUUUCACCUCCGUAUCUUUGAGAAGAUGUUUGCUAUGACCCUGGAGGAACCUACUAUGUUGCGCUAUGCUAUUGCCUUCCCCCUGAUUUGUGCUCAUUUUGUCCACUGCACUCAUGAGAUGUGCCCAGAGGAGUACCCUCAUCUGAAGAACCAUGGCCUUCACCACUGCAACUCCUUCCUGGAAGAGUUGGCCAAACAGACGAGCAACUGUGUCCUAGACAUCUGCGCUGAACAGCGAAACCUGAGUGAGCAGCUUCUACCUAAGCAUUGUGCCACUACCAUCAGCAAAGCCAAGAACAAGAAAACCAUGAAACAGAGGCAGAUUCCCAGAAAGGGAGAGCCAGAGAGGGACAAGCCAGGAGCUGAGAGUCACCGGAAGAACCGCAGCGUUGUCACCACCAUGGACAAGCUACACCUCAUCUUGACAGAAUUGGCACUGACAAUGAAUCACGUGCGCAGUUUUUCUGUGUUUGAACACACUGUCUUUCCUUCUGAGUAUCUCAGCAGCCACCUGGAGGCCAGACUCAACAGAGCCAUUGUGUGGUUGGCUGGCUACAAUGCUACUACCCAGGAGAUUGUAAGGCCUUCUGAGCUGUUGGCAGGAGUCAAAGCAUACAUCGGUUUUGUACAGUCACUGGCCCAGUUUUUGGGUGCAGAUGCUUCCAGGGUCAUCCGCAGUGCCCUCCUGCAGCAGACACAGCCACUGGACUCAUCUGGGGAGCAAACUAUCACCACUCUUUACACAAAUUGGUACCUGGAAAGUCUGCUUAGACAGGCGAGCAAUGGGGCCAUCAUCCUCGCCCCAGCCAUGCAGGCCUUCAUCAGCCUCCCCAGAGAGGGUGAGCAGAACUUCAGUGCAGAGGAGUUCUCUGAUAUCUCUGAGAUGCAGGCAUUGGCUGAACUCUUGGGACCCUAUGGCAUGAAGUUCCUGAGUGAAAACCUGAUGUGGCACGUGACCUCUCAGAUCGUGGAGCUGAAGAAGCUGGUGGUGGAAAACAUGGAUAUACUUGUUCAGAUCAGAUCCAACUUUAGCAAGCCAGACUUGAUGGCCUCUCUUCUGCCCCAGCUGAUGGGGGCUGAGAAUGUCCUGAAGCGCAUGACCAUCAUUGGAGUGAUCCUCAGUUUUAGGGCCAUGGCCCAAGAAGGACUUCGGGAGGUUUUCUCCUCCCACUGCCCAUUCCUUAUGGGUCCUAUUGAGGGCCUGAAGGAGUUUGUCACUCCAGACACAGACAUCAAGGUGACCCUGAGUGUCUUUGAGCUGGCAUCUGCUGCAGGGGUCAGCUGUGAAAUUGACCCAGCCCUGGUGGCUGCUGUUGCCAAUCUGAAAGCUGAUACUUUGUCCCCUGAGGAAGAAUAUAAGGUGGCCUGCCUGCUCUUGAUCUUUACUGCAGUUUCCCUCCCACUCCUUGCCACAGAUCCUGCUUCCUUCUAUAACAUUGAGAAGGGUGGUUACAACAAUAAUAUCCACUGCUUGACCAAAGCCAUCAUCCAGGUGUCUGCUGCCCUCUUCACAGUCUACAACAAGAACAUUGAGACUCACCUCAAGGAAUUUCUGGUGGUGGCCUCUGUCAGCCUCCUGCACCUGGGCCAGGAGACUGACAAGCUGAAAACCAGAAAUCGGGAGUCCAUUUCCCUGCUCAUGCGCUUGGUGGUGGAGGAGUCAUCCUUCCUGACCCUGGACAUGCUGGAGUCCUGUUUCCCUUAUGUCCUGCUUCGAAAUGCCUAUCGGGAGGUUUCCCGCACCUUCCACCUGAACCGGGUGCCUGCCAGUACACACUGAAGGCUCUUUGGGCCUACCGAAACCCAUGCCAUAGUGGGAGCUGUGGCCAUUUUCUCAAGGGUCAGUAGGGGAGGCUCAGGAGCCAGAGCUGAUGAACAGGCAAACAGAAACAAUCCAGGGCCGAGAAAUCAUAGAGAAGUGGGGCAGCCUGGGGGGGAAGUUUACGGGAAAAAAUGAGGGUGCUGGGGCCACAUAUAUGAAUUUUUACCAUGAAAAAUAAGUGGUCUACAAGUAUGUUUUCUAUCUGCUGGUGACUAGAGCUUGAAAUUUGACUGGCAUGGGUCUCUCCGACCUUCAUCACUAUUCUAAGGUGAUGCUGGAGGGGCAGAGAUGAUCAAUCAUCAUAUUAAACCAUAAUGAGCUUAUAAUCCUCCCACUGGAGCUGCUAUUGUCUCCUGCACAUUCAUUAGGACGAUUAUUUCCUCUCUUCCUUUUCCAAAUGCAUUCAGCAAACAUUCAGCCUGCUUCCACUGCAGAGUAGUAGCAAAGAAACUCCCCUUUUCCUUCAUGGGGGCUCUUUUAGGAGUCACUGAGUCUCUUCCUCUGCCUCUAGCUCAAUUGCCUUUCCUACCAGGGCAAUGAGGAAGUGCUUUUUAGAGAUUUUCACUGCCCCCAACUCCCUGCACCUGUUCUACUGCACAUUGUGGGUAAUGAGCAAGUUCUCUCAACUGUUUAACUUUAGCCCUGCAGGCUUUUUCUUGGAUAUCUCCACAACCCAGAGCAAAGGGUCAGUCUAGAUCAGUUCUAGGUUAUAGGACAACUCAUUGGCCCAGAGUCAUGUGGGUUUCCCUUCCCAUACCAUUUCGGGGUACUUUCCCUCCUACCAAGGAGCCCUGGUGGUGUAGUGGUUAAGCAUUUGGCUGCUAACUGAAAGGUCAGUGGUUUGAACCCACCAGCUGCUACACUGGAGAAAGAUGUGGCAGUCUGCUUCCGUAAAGGUGACAGCCUUGGAAACCCUAUGGGGCAGUUCUACUCUGUCCUGCAGGGUCACUAUGAGUCAUAUUCGACUUGAUGGCAGUGGGUUUGUUUUCCUCCUACCAGGAGGGACUCGUUUAACCCCAGAACACCUUGCCAGGCUGGGUACAGCUGUUGCUCCAGGCAGGGAUUUCUCUUCUAGAUCUUAAAUUUCACAGACCUCAUUAGAUAGUAGGGCCCUGAGAUUGGGUAUCCUUGAGGGAGUACAAGCUGUUUCAACUUAGCCCUUUUCUGCACUAAUUAGAAUUUCAAGUGUCGCAAAGCCCGGGGCGUUCAAGAUAGCACUAAACUAGGUUUGGUUAACUCCAUGGCAGGAAACAGCGGCCCCCAUCCAUCACUUCUGUGUACCCACUACUAGGGAGAACUGGAGCAACAGAUCGUAAUGUCAAAGGCCUAGAGUGGCUGAAAUGGGCAAAUAUAAUUAACUAGUUGCUUAAUUAGGGUCAUGUUCAUGCUUCUGUGCUGAAAAGGAAGCGAUUAUUGGUUUUCAGCAAAACCAUCUGGCCUUCAUUAAAUCUAUUUGAUAGCUGUUUUUGAAUUUUGUAGGUGUGUUUGAUCUUUAUUUCUCUUGUAUCUCAUUAGAGACCCAGGCUUAGUCAAUACUUUAACUUGGCACUCAUAGUCAACUCACAAAUUUUUUCUUAGCAACAAUUGUCUGCUCUUUAGGAUAGAUAGAACAGAGGAUCCUGCUUCAUGCAUUAGCUAAUUGUCCUUCCUUGCUAUGGGAAGGGUAUUACUUUCUAAGGAGUGAUUCAGGGUCUAAUCUGUUGUUGUUGUGUGCUGUGGAGUAGAUUCUGAUUUAGUAGAACUGUCCCAUAGGGUUUCCUAGGCUGAAAUCUUUUUUUUAUUUUUUAUUGUGCUUUAAGUGAAAGUUUACAGCUCAAGUUAGUUUCUCAUAUAAAAGUUUAUACACACACUGUUAUGUGACCCUAGUUGCUCUCUCAGUAAUGUGACAGCGCACUUCUCCUUUUUACCCUGGAUUUCCCGUGUCCAUUCAACCAGCUCCUGUCCUUUUCUGUCUUCUCAUCUCGCUUCUGGACAGGAGCUGCCUAGGCUGAAAUCUUUAUGGGAGCAGAUUGCCAGGUCUUUUCUCCCACGGAGCAGCUGUUGGGACCUUUUGGUUAGCAGCUGAGUGCUUAACCAUUGCACCACCAGGGCUCCUUAGGGUCAAGCCUACUGAGACUGUGGUAGCUGGUGAGGAGGAGAAGAUUUGGAAGUAUCUGAACAACUACCCUUCGACCCUUCUGUCUCUGCUGGGUUCUUCAGCUUGAAGGGAUAGAGAUCCAUUUCCUUCUGCAUCAAGUGCUUAAGAGGAAUCUCCCGAGAACGGCAAGACAAGUUGCUGCAGGAGGAUAGAGUAAACAUAAUAUAUUUUAUCUUUUUUUUUUUUAAUUGAAAUUUUUAUUGGAAUAACUGAUUCCCAUGCACUUGGAAGGAACAAUACAGGGAAAUCCCAUGUACCCUUUACCAGUUUCCUCCAUUGGUAACACCUUGCAAAAAUCACAGCCAGGAUAUUUACAUUGAUACAAUCCAUUGAUCUUAUUCAGAUUUGCCCAGUUUUUCUUUUACUUGUUUCACUGUGUGUAUUUAGUUCUACACAACUUUAUUGUUUGUAUAGGUUUGUGUAUCUGCCACCAUAGUCAAGAUCCAGAACAACGCCAUCACCACAA